GUCUUUUCCUUUCUUUUCUUUUCUUUUCCUUUUCUUUUCUUUUUCCUUAUUUUUAUUAUAUAUUAGAUGCAAUUAUCAACAAUUGGAUGUGUAUUGUUUACGCCAUUUAUAUUAUUAGUUGUUAUAUUUUUGGCAAUCUUAGCGAUAAUCACGAGUACGAUUACUUCUUCUUUUAUAUUCUUUAGACUAACAUUACUUGGAAUUGAAAUAAUAUCAGAUUUAACAAUUGAAUCAACAAAUUGGUUAUUAUCAACGUGUAUAGAAAGAAUAAAAGGAUAUUUACAUAUAAAAAAAGAAAAUCAUGAACGACCCUCUAUUGUUAUAAGAAGAAAAAAUAAUCUACCUUCUUCAGCAUCAUUAUCAUUGAGUAGAUUACCUUAUAAAGCAACUAUUAAAUCAAAAUAUUCAAUUUCAGUACCAGGCACUCCUGAUCCAGAAUUACAUCAUUAUCAUUUGGUAGCGACAUAAUCAUGUCUUUUAUUUUUUCAUUUCCCAUGGUUUUGGUCUUGCUAACAUUUUAGACUCACUUGGAGUUCCUUCAUUUAAAACAUUAGGAAUUUGUUUAAUGCCUAAUAAAUUACAAUUAUUUAUACGUUAAAA
Molecule: messenger RNA, 600 nt
Organism: Cokeromyces recurvatus
Lineage: Eukaryota; Fungi; Mucoromycota; Mucoromycetes; Mucorales; Mucoraceae
Exons: 1
Coding region: 67-468 (133 amino acids)
Source: RefSeq, a predicted model, not a curated record